UAAAAAGUUGAUGGAAGGAUUUCAGCUUGUGCAUUCUAAAGAUGGCCACACGGUGGCAGUGUUGUUACAUAUAAAACAAGUUUGAAUCCGGUUUAUUGUAUAAAUAUAUAAAAUUAAGAAUAUUUCGGCUUAAUAUUGUCAUUUAUAAAAUAUAUAGUCGACAAGUAGCUAAAUUAUUAGUUAAAAUGUGAUUAAAAGAAAAUUGGGGGGGGGACAGAGUUGAGCACAUUACUGUUAAAUUUGAUUAAAUCAAAUUUUUAUUUUAUUUUUUUUUCCUUUUUAUUCCCCACUUUAUUGGUAGAUCUUCAUGUAUGUGUGAAGAGCUUAAUGUUAGACACUUGGAUGCAUCCUGACAGCUGGGGAGGGACCACCCCCUCAUCCCCUGCCUCCCUGCUGGAGGAUGCAGGACGGUCCUGAGCCCUGACUCCCGCCGGCUCCGCGCAGAGCAGCAGCCGCGGUCGCAGCGCAGCCUGUGGGAUCCACUUCUCCUCUCGUGAGCCUCUGGAGCUUCUCGUCUCGGGUCAGCGUGAAGGUCCGCGUUCAGUCGGGAUAAACUCGGCGAUGGCUCGCUUUAAGGGGGAAUUUUCCCGGAUCUUUCGAUGAGGUUUCAUUCCCAGCCCGACCGGAUUCUCUUCCCAGCGUGAUGGAUACUAAUGAGCUGCCAGUAUUUAAACUUUUUCUUGUUGGGGUGUUUGUUAACGCCUGGAUGAUGAGAGGGUUAUCAGCCACAGACACUUUCAGUGUGGAGCCCACCACCCCCUGGAGGAGGAAAAUCUGCAACGAGUCCCGUCUGCAGUGGGAGGUGGAGGUCUGCGGGGACGAAUUCAAGCGAAGCAUGGCCCGCAUAGAUCCGUAUUACUGGUGCAACGUCACGCACUUCAUCAGGGAGUACCACCUCUUCACCCUCUGCACAGAGUCAAAGUCCCAAAACGUCAACUGCUACUGGCCCAAUCCUCUGGUGGAGAGCUACAUCAUCCGCAUACACAAGCACUUUUUCUCUAACUGCACCUGGGAGCAGGUGGUGUGGUUUGACCCGCCGGACGACACCCUUGCCAUCCUCAUCCUCAUUCCGGUUUUCCUCACCUUAGCCAUGAUAGCUCUGGUGGUUUGGUGCAGCAAGAGGAGCGACCUUCUGGCUUAGCUCAGCGAAGAGGACAAGAAAGAGUGAAUCGAGGAUUUGUCAGUAUUUAAGGACAUCUUUCUGCUUGGUCAGAUUAUCCCCAAAGGAUGCAGAUGUUGUAGAAAAAGAGAAGUGAACUUUUUUUUUAGUGAAGUUUUAGUACCGAUAGAUGGCUGUGUCACUUAAUCUCUCAGUGUUCAACAUAAUAUGUCUUUACACACAUCUGAUAUGUUAAGGUAUAAUUUAAUUCUAAAGAAUUAAUUGAAGAAUAACAUCAAAAUCACCUUUCUGAAUUUUGAUCACUUUUCUGUUUAGUUACAAAGAGCCUAAACCCUUUAACACCUGAGAUUUAAUUCUUUGACAACAAAAAACAAACAAAAAAAGGCAUAAUCUUUGAUUUACCGUAACUCUUGGACUGUUAAUCCAAUCAACAUUUAUUGAGUGAUUCUAACACAAAGAAAAGUGGCUUUUCAUACCAGCUUUGCAGCCAUGCAACAUAUUAGUAACAGGAAGUGUUGCAUAACAGCACAAAACAACUUUUUCUCCACAACAGAAUCAGCUGAUUUACAUUGAUUGCAUGAACCUUUCAUUAGAUAAAUACUAGACUAUAUUAGAUGCCUGCAUAUCAGGAACGGAUCAAGGCAUUUUAUUUUUGUGAGUGGAAUAUGACGAACAGAUGGCUACUGGUUCCACGCGCAGCAGGUUUAUUAGCACAGACAGGAGGCAAACACGGCCUUAAAGCUAAAUCAGGGUCAGGCAGACAGUGGUCAGCAUGGGAGUAUCAGAGAUCAGACGUUGAGUAGACCAGGACAGACGUAGAUCGAGGCAGGCGGCAGGCAAACCGUGUCAGAGUAGAAGCAGGGUCAGGUAAACAGAAGAUAGAAACGCUUGGUAAUGCCGGCAGGGGGACACAAACAAUACUUCACACUGAGUGAUUAACAAAUGAGAGUCAGGUGAGUGGUAUCCGGGAACUUUGCGCUGGGGUUGCUGGGAGAUUUAGUGAGUUUAGUAGCCUGCAGACGGCUCUAGGGGGAGACAGAGUUUGGAUUCUUGACAAUGACAAUAUUUUGAGGAAAAGGCCCAAAAGUCAGCAAGAUAUUCACAGAUUCAUUUAUAUAUAUAUAUGAAUAUAUAUUUUUUUAAGCUUUUUAUUGUGUUUUCCAAGUUAUUGGUUUCUUCUUACACCAACAAAGACCUUCAAAGGCGUUUUAAAAGAAAAAAAAUCGGACUUUUCUUCCUCUCUAAUCAGAAAUAUUAUCUUCGAGACGGUUAUGAGACGAAUGUCAAGGGACCAUCUACUAAUGCAAUCUGUGAGAAAAAUGGAUAACAAAAAUCCCUUAAAAAACAACCAAACUAGUAAAUGAUAACAUUAAAAUGAGCUAAUCCUGAGUAAUUUGUGUCAAAUUCAUCAACGGUUUUAAAAGAAAGUCAACAUUCAUUUAUAAGAAUUUACAAUAGAGAAAUGAACUGCAUGCAUUCAAAAAUAUUCAAUUGUUCUGAAAUGCUAAAGCUACACUCACCAAAAUUUAUGACACAAUUGUCUCCUAUUUUUCACCAUUUAAUGGUUAACUAUAUUUUUAGUUGAUACUUGUUCUAUUUUUGCUUGACUAAUCAAGCUGCUUCACAGAAGUGCUCUGUUUACAUGUUAAAUGAUAAAAGAAGGUUAAAUGUGUCACACACGUAUAACUUGGGAUCAGAUCAGGAUGGGAAAAAAAAAUCAGGAUAUUACUACCGUAAAGUGUUUCAUAUCAGCUUUUCUCCGCUUCAGAAUCAGCUAGAUUUAUACUAAUUGCUAAAGCUCCGGUGUUAAAGGGUUAAAAUUAGUUUAAAAAAAGGCUUAUGCUUGGAUUGAAAAGGUGAUUGGGAGCAUAAUUAAACACAUUCAUCUGAAAGUUAUCAAACCCCUCCAGAAUGUGUCACCUCCUAGCUUUUUUUCCCCAUCAUUUCAGUGUAAAUGCUAAGCUAACUAGCUGCAGGCUCCUUGCCGCCUCAUUUGUCUUCUUGGCAGGAAACAGUAAAUAUCUUAAAGUACCGCAAUGCUUUUUUAAGAAACUAAGAAAAAAAAAAAAAAUUUUUUUUAAGAACAGUCAUUCCGGGGGGACUUGACAAGCUGGACAAAACUGUGAUUCAUCCCUUAAACUUCUGGAUCCAGACUUCAGACCUCAGAGAUUCUUGUCAGAGCACUGUAUCCACGCUGAAGGCCGAAGUACGUAUGGAGUCAGAGACUGAACUCUAAAGGCUUUGGGAAAGAGGACCCUUGAAGAAGUUGUAAAACACCCAGAAUGGACGGUUACCGCUGGAAUAUUCACGCCAAAGACGGCACAACAAUUCCAAACUCUUUGUGUCCUCCAAAGGACUGUUUCAGAGGACGUUAACUUAUACUGUUGUUAAUAAACUGUUAAUAGUCACAUGGGAGGUUCUCAACAGAUGCAAUAAUUAUGAACUGACAAUGAGACCUCGUGCUGUACAGUUCUGCUCUGCGUCUGUGCUGUCUGCUGUAUCUGUGUUUGCUCUCCAGUAUUUCUCAACACUUUCAUUCUCAACAAGUUGGAUCACAUCGAUGUAUUUUAUUGCUUCUUUGAAAUGCCCUACAAAACCUAAUCUUUCACUUUCUAUUGAACCAUCACUCCAUCUGCCAACUUGCACCUAUGUAUACUGUUAAUAAAGGUAGUUUUAUUAAUAAAAAAAACAUGUUACCACCA
Oryzias melastigma (Indian medaka) is the source of this 3822-nucleotide messenger RNA. Its product is annotated as receptor activity-modifying protein 3. The coding region runs from base 644 to 1141 and encodes 165 amino acids. Gene Ontology annotation, biological process: G protein-coupled receptor signaling pathway; regulation of G protein-coupled receptor signaling pathway; receptor internalization. Lineage: Eukaryota; Metazoa; Chordata; Actinopteri; Beloniformes; Adrianichthyidae. The record is from RefSeq and is a predicted model, not a curated record. The transcript is spliced from 4 exons. Gene Ontology annotation, cellular component: signaling receptor complex; cell surface; membrane. Gene Ontology annotation, molecular function: coreceptor activity.